UACUUCCUGGUUGUUGUGGGUGGUAAGUGUCGACCAAACGUACGUAUACAAUGAUUCUGUUUAUUUGUAUGACAGUAUCCGUACUGGCGUGCACACGUGCUGCUAACGACGUAGUGACACACCCUGCCAUAAAAGCAUUGCUUGUCGAAUCGAAUGUUUUUUCUCGAUUCGCUAAUGUGUACAUCACAAGUAAGGUUGAAAACGAUGCAAGGGAAAGCAAAACAUCUUUGUUUUCAGUCCAGGUUCCUACGGAAGCUUUCAUUACGGGUUUCUCUAUGCAAAAUGAAGGUAGGAUCCUCCAAGGUGUGGUGAAAGAGAAAAAAGAAGCAGACGAAGCUUACGACGCUGCCCGUAAGGAUGGGCAGACAGCUGGUAGGGUGUCGGAGGUCGCCCCACCCCCGGGACGCGCAAUGAAAAAUUUCGUCGUGUAUAUGAACGUGGCAGCAAUGUCUGAAGCUACUUUCAAACUUUCAUAUCAAGAACUUGUCAAGAAGGUUUUGGGAAAAUAUACCCAAAAAAUACACAUAGAACCCAAUCAAAUUGUGAACAACAUCACUGUCGUUGCCUCAUAUCAUGAGCCCCAAGGUAUUGAGAUGUUUUCGUACGCUCUUCCAGAUUCUGAAGUGUUUUCGUCAAGUUCGAUUGCCUCACAAAAUACGGUUGUACACAAUUCCGAAACGAAGAGAGUGUUUGUUUACACUCCUUCGGUAGAGACCCAGCUAGGUGACGGGGGCUUCGGUUUAAAAGGUGACAUAACACUGAGGUAUACUUUGACUCCUCCGGUAACCAACGGAGGGACAAUCAUUGUCAACGAUGGCGCGUUUGUCCACUAUUUCUCACCGUCCGGUUUGUCGACUCUAAGCAAAACAAUUGUAUUUGUCAUUGAUGUUAGUGGUUCCAUGAGAGGGGUCAAAAUUAAUCAAGUAAAGGUAGCAAUGCACUCGAUAUUGGCAAGACUUAGAGAACAUGAUGCGUUUGACAUAAUUCUGUUCAGUGAUUCUGUGCACCAUUGGCAACCGUAUCCAGUGUUGGCUACCAGUGAACGUAUUUCCGCUGCCAAGACAUUUGUUAAUGGAAUGGUAGCAACAGGGAGCACCAACAUCAACGACGCGUUGUUGUCCGGAGUUCAUGAUCUCAACAACGCUUUGAGAAAUCGGGGGAACCUUGUUGUGUUCCUCACGGAUGGUGUUCAAACUGCGGGUGAAAUGCGCGAAGACGUCUUACUCAAAAAUGUACUACGAGCAAACCAUGACGGUUUAGUGUCAAUUUUCUGUCUUGGUUUUGGAACUAGAGUGAAUUUUGAAUUUCUGAUAAAAAUAUCACUACAGAAUUAUGGAACUGCGUAUAAGAUAUACGAGGAUGAAGAUGCGAGUGAACAACUUGAUGACUUUUUUAGAGGAAUUGAAUCUGUCACACUCAGGGAUGUCAAGUUUCAAUACCCCGUUGACAUUGUAGUAAAAGAAGACCUAACCGAAACAAGCUUUUCCAAUUUCUUCAACGGUUCUGAAAUUGUCGUAGCUGGAACCCUUCAACCGGAAGUGGACAUCCGCACUACUCCUUUCACUGCGUCAAUCGUCGCUGUUGGUGCGAAUAAAGACGUUAUCUUCCAUUCUACGGCCGAACUCGAGGGCACAGGAGAAACUGAACAGUUUACUCAGAGGCUUUGGGCUUACAAAAAAAUAAAAGAAUAUUUGAAUUUGGCCUUGAUAUCAAACAAAGAGGACAGAGAGAGAUAUGAACAAAAAGCACUUACAUUGUCAUUGAGAUACAGCUUUGUGACGCGUCUGACGUCGAUGGUUGUCACGGAGGCGGUCAAUGCUGGAAACGAUGAAAAGUGGUUAAAAGCCGAAAGUAAAAUAAUGAUCGGACGCAGGAUGAACACACUAGCAACGCGCAGAGCUUACAGCAGUCCAGCGGUGGAUAGCGUAGUGUCUGUCUAUCGAAACAAAGGCACGUGUGCGGCAGUGUCUAUUGCAUGUGUAGUGAUCUCGUUUGUGUUAUAUUUCAUUUGAUAUUACUUCUUUGAAAAUCCUUUCUCACUUUUUUCGGGGUAUCUCUUUCACUCGAACCAUUCUGUUAUGUUUUAGGGUAUUGUUUAGUUAAUCAGUUCUAUUUUCCUAUGAAAUUUUGCAACAAGGAUUAGAGGAAGUACCAGAUUUGUUCAUUUAUUUUUAAUUUCCGAAUUCGCGAGGUUGACGGGCUGCAGUUUGUUUUGAUAAUAUCUUAAAAAAUAACAUUUUUUUAUUUCAAUAAUAUUUAGUUACUUUAUGUCAUAAGUGCAUCGAUCAAAAAAUUAAAAUCAAUCUUAUUAAAAUUAAUAUAUCGUUUCUCUCAUAACCAUUAUCCAAGCAAAGACGAUAAAUAUUCCAUCGUCUUGGGGAGAAAGAUUUACGGGUGAGAAAACAAGCUUGUUUUAUCUGAUAUUUUUCUUUUACUUUUAUUAUUUAAAAUUUAAAAUUAUGUAAAUGACUUCUUGCACAACUUUGAAUAUUUUUAUUUUUUUUUAAAGCUACAAGUUGUAAAAUGUUCCUUGUUCAACCUUAUGCACUAAUUUUAUCACAAUGUUAGAAAAAUAUGUCAUUCGCUUGAUGCAUAUGUACUUGGAAGUUGAGGCCAUUCGCCUAUUUCUGGGAUUUAUGUACUUUUUUCUGCAUUCCAUUUAUAAAUUUUGUCUGAAGGACUCCUUUUUUCUUAUAUUUGUGAAACUUGGUAGAUAUGAUUGGUACGUUUUUUUAAUGUAGACAUGGGAAUAUUUAUAGCCUAUAGCUUUAGUUAAAUUUAUGAACGAAAUCUGUAAAUAUUUUUGAAUAAAUCUGCCUUAUGUUUUGAUACCCUUCGUUCUCUGGCAUUCUUUUUCCAGAUUUUGAAAAAUUAUUAUUGAAACAAAAAAAA
Messenger RNA from Mizuhopecten yessoensis (Yesso scallop), 2892 nucleotides. Its product is annotated as inter-alpha-trypsin inhibitor heavy chain H4-like. Lineage: Eukaryota; Metazoa; Mollusca; Bivalvia; Pectinida; Pectinidae. Bases 51 to 2012 code for a protein of 653 amino acids. The record is from RefSeq and is a predicted model, not a curated record. The transcript has a single exon.